Molecule: messenger RNA, 429 nt
Organism: Fusarium musae
Lineage: Eukaryota; Fungi; Ascomycota; Sordariomycetes; Hypocreales; Nectriaceae
Exons: 3
Coding region: 1-429 (142 amino acids)
Source: RefSeq, a predicted model, not a curated record
AUGCCUGGAAACCGAGACACUAUCAUCCAGCUCCUCGAGCGUCUCAAAGAGGAGAAGCACCCUGGUGCCCAGACCCUGAAGGACUACAUCAACGAGACCUCCAACCUCAAGGACGUCAUGAUGGCGGUUGUUAAGGACAUCGUCGCCGCGAAGAAUGAUCUCGGUCUCACCGGUGGCCGUGCUGCCGGACUCAACGCUUGCCGCGAGGAACUCUGCUACGCCUUCGACAAGCACUGCUGCACCACCGAGGAUGGCUACGACCGUCUCUACCACCCUCGAUUCACCUGCCGCAUCCAGACCUUCAAGGUUCUUGCUGCCGAGGAACAGGUCGAGGUCGUUCUCCGAAUCCCGCUUCACGAGUACAACGACUCCCCCCAUGUCCUCGAGCCUGGCAAGUGCGAGGUCUCCCUCAUCGUGAAGGAGAACUAG